AUGCUACAAAAUCUCUUUCUCCUUGAUUCUAAUCAUCACUUUCUUCCUAAGGUAAAUAAAUCUCUUGAAGCCAAUUUUUUCAUCUAAUCACAAAAGAUGCCAGAGACAGAAUAUUCAUUUGGAAGGUCAUUACUUAGUUUGCGUCGUGACCAAGCAAACCUAAUGGAUCCAACAGCAUUCCCUGAGCCUAUGACCAUGGAGGUGGAGUUAGAUUCUUUUCAAAGACAAGUAGCCGAAAAAUUCAUCGAUCUUAAUGCAUCCGCGGCUGAUGAUGAGAUCCUCUCACUUGAAUGGAUAGGGAAACUUCUUGAUUCUUUUCUUUGUUGCCAAGAAGAGUUCCGAGUUAUAAUAUUCAACCACAAAACUGAGCUUCUUAAACAACCAAUGGACCGAUUGAUAGAAGACUACUUCGAAAGGAGUGUCAAGGCUCUUGAUGUAUGCAAUGCUAUCCGUGAUGGUAUCGAGCAAAUUCGACAAUGGAAGCAAAUGAUUGAAAUCGUUAUAUCCGCUUUAGACACUAGCCAAAGAAAACAACUUGGUGAAGGAGAAAUCCACCGAGCAAAAAAAGCUUUGAUUGAUUUGGCAAUUGGAAUGCUAGAUGAGAAAGACUAUUCCAACACUUUGGCCCAGCGAAACCGCUCUUUCGCGCGCAACAAAGACCAUAAUCAACACAUUGGCUAUUUUAGGUCACUUUCUUGGAGUGUCUCUCGGUCAUGGUCAGCCUCUAGGCAGUUACAAGGCAUUGGAAAUAACUUAGCAACGCCUCGAGCCAGCGAUGUCAUGGCUUCCAAUGGCUUAGCUCUCACUGUCUAUACAAUGACAUCAAUAUUAUUGUUUGUAACAUGGGUUCUUGUAGCAGCCAUACCUUGCCAAGACCGUGGCUUACAUGUCCAUUUCUACUUCCCUAGGCAUUUCCAAUGGGCAGUACCAGUCAUGUCCUUGCAUGAUAAGAUCAUGGAGGAAUCAAAGAAAAGAGACAAGAAGAAGAAAGGUUGUGGACUACUUAAAGAGAUUAACCAAAUCGAGAGAAGCUCAAGAUUGUUAAGUGAAUUGAUUGACUCAGAUAAUUUCUCAUUAACCGAUGAAGAAGGGUUAGAGUUGCAUGAGAGAGUUCAAGAAUUGGUGCAUGUGUGUGAAGCCAUGAAAGAUGGUUUGAGUCCAUUUGAUAGGAAAGUGAGAGAUGUCUUCCAUCAGAUUGUUCGUAGCCGCACUGAGGCUCUUGAUUCACUUGGAAAGAUUAAAAAUCAAGAAUAGGUCAGUUUCAUAUAUGUUUUCAUGAAAGUAAAAAUCAUGAGUAUAACGAUCAUAUAUAUGUGUAACUGUUGGAGAUGAAGGUGUUGUAUGAUUAGUAGUCCGAGAGUUUUAGAUUUAA
Capsella rubella is the source of this 1372-nucleotide messenger RNA. RefSeq lists its product as uncharacterized. The record is from RefSeq and is a predicted model, not a curated record. Lineage: Eukaryota; Viridiplantae; Streptophyta; Magnoliopsida; Brassicales; Brassicaceae.